Molecule: messenger RNA, 627 nt
Organism: Recurvomyces mirabilis
Lineage: Eukaryota; Fungi; Ascomycota; Dothideomycetes; Mycosphaerellales; Teratosphaeriaceae
Exons: 2
Coding region: 1-627 (208 amino acids)
Source: RefSeq, a predicted model, not a curated record
AUGCCCUCCUCGCAGUCCCGCAGCACCCACCUGGAACGCCACCUUAACCGUCUCUACCGCGAAGCAAGUUUCCGCUUCUACACCGCCUUCCAACCCCAAGUCAACACCUUCCUAGUCCCGCACUGGUGCCAGGUCCUAGACAACAGCCCCGCCGCCCUCGCCUCAUUGGCCGAACAGUACUGGAAGCCGCAGUUCAACGGGUCGUAUCAUGUCGGUAAGGAGGAGUUUGAAGAUGAGGUUAGGCAGUGGAAGCAGUGGACCGCGAAGGUGAGGACGGAAAAGCCGAAUCAGAACGCGUGGGAUGCGGCGGAGUGUUUGUUUGAUGUGGGGAGAUGUUUGGCGUGUGUGGGUCGUGAGAGCGAGGGAGCGGAGUGGGGAUGUUUGGCUGAGGAGUUGAGGGGGUAUGCUUCAUACUCGACUCUACCGAGCGGUAGGACGAUCGAGGCUCGCUACAAUGAAAUGAGGAGAUACUUGCUAAAAGCCAACCAAAGAUGGCUCUAUCUUUUACCAGACUCUCGUCCCGCCCAUGGUCUCUCAUGUCUCGAUCCUCUAGAACACUAUCGCGAGUGCUACAGCACGUAUAAGCGCAUCUCAUCUGUGAUUGUGGAUUAUGUCGGGUACGUCUGA